Messenger RNA from Hemisphaericaspora subhashii, 2325 nucleotides. RefSeq names its product cleavage polyadenylation factor subunit. Lineage: Eukaryota; Fungi; Ascomycota; Pichiomycetes; Serinales; Debaryomycetaceae. Bases 1 to 2325 code for a protein of 774 amino acids. The transcript has a single exon. Gene Ontology annotation, cellular component: mRNA cleavage and polyadenylation specificity factor complex. Gene Ontology annotation, molecular function: RNA endonuclease activity; 5'-3' exonuclease activity; RNA binding. The record is from RefSeq and is a predicted model, not a curated record. Gene Ontology annotation, biological process: mRNA 3'-end processing by stem-loop binding and cleavage.
AUGACAGUGGAAAGUGAAUUUACAGAUGAAGAAUCAUUUAAAUUCUUUGGAUUGGGUGGAUGUAAUGAAGUCGGAAGAUCAUGUCAUAUAAUAGAAUAUAAGAAUAAAGUAAUCAUGUUAGAUGCUGGUAUUCAUCCAGCAUUAUCAGGACAUUCAUCAUUCCCAUUUUAUGAUGAAUAUGAUUUAUCAAAAGUUGAUAUUUUAUUAAUUAGUCAUUUCCAUUUAGAUCAUGCUGCUUCAUUACCUUAUGUUAUGCAGCUGACUACAUUCAAUGGAAGAGUAUUUAUGACUCUGGCAACUAAAGCAAUUUAUCGUUGGUUAUUGCAAGAUUUCGUUAGAGUUACAUCUAUUGGAAAUGCUAGAGGUGAUGCUGGAGGUACUGGACAACAAGUUACGUCUAGUAAUUUAUAUACCGAUGAAGAUAUUAUGAAAUCAUUUGAUAAAAUUGAAACUAUUGAUUACCAUUCAACUAUGGAAAUUGAAGGAAUUAGAUUCACAGCAUAUCAUGCAGGUCAUGUUUUGGGAGCAUGUAUGUAUUUUAUUGAAAUUGGAGGUUUAAAAAUCUUAUUCACGGGUGAUUAUUCUCGUGAAGAAAAUAGACAUUUGCAUGCAGCUGAAGUGCCACCAAUUAAACCGGAUAUUUUGAUUAGUGAAUCUACUUUUGGUACUGGUACACUUGAACCCAAGGCAGCCUUAGAAAAUAAAUUAACUAGCCAUAUCCAUGCAACUAUCUUAAAAGGUGGUAGAGUAUUAUUACCCGUUUUUGCUUUAGGUAAUGCCCAAGAAUUAUUAUUAAUCCUUGAUGAAUAUUGGAAUCAAAAUGAAGAUCUUCAAGGUUUCAACAUUUAUUACGCCUCCACUCUCGCGAAGAAAUGUAUGGCCGUUUAUGAAACCUACACCAGUAUAAUGAAUGACAAUAUCCGUCUCUCAACCACAUCCUCCACUUCCGGGAAACGAUCCAACCCAUUCGAUUUUAAAUUCGUAAAAUCAAUCAAAGACCUCUCCCGAUUUCAAGACAUGGGUCCCUCAGUAGUAAUAGCCACUCCUGGGAUGUUACAAGCCGGAGUCUCACGACAACUUCUUGAAAAAUGGGCUCCUGACCCGAAAAACCUAGUCAUAAUGACUGGAUACUCCGUUGAAGGAACUAUGGCAAAAGAUUUAUUAAAAGAACCACAUACGAUCCAAUCGGCUCUGAAUUCAGAUAUGACAAUUCCGAGACGUAUUGGAAUUGAAGAAAUUUCAUUUGCGGCACAUGUUGAUUUUGUCCAAAAUUCGGAAUUUAUUGAAAAAGUAAAUCCAUCUAGGAUCAUUUUGGUGCAUGGAGAUUCAAUCCCAAUGGGGAGGUUGAAGUCGGCGUUGUUGAGUAAAUAUUCCCUGAGAAGAGGGACUGAACAGGAGAUUAAGGUAUAUAAUCCGAAGAAUUGUGAGGAGUUGAAGAUCGGGUUUAAAGGAAUGAAGGUUGCAAAAGUAUUGGGAUCAUUGGCAGAGGAGCAAUUAGUCGCAUUGAAGAAUGAGAUUGCCAAUAAGAUAAAAGAGGACAAUGGGAAGAUUACCGAUGUCACUGAAGAUAAUCAAGAAACCACCGAACAAGAACAAGAACCUACAGAGAAUGGCACAACUACCAAAGAUAACACACAAAUCGAUAUCAUAAACACGGGACAAAUCGUCUCAGGAGUCCUAGUCCAAAAAGAUUUCGACCUCAACCUUCUCCAACUACAAGACCUACAUGAAUUCACUCAAUUAGCAACCUCAAUAGUCAAAUCCAAAAUCUCCCUCAAAAUAAAUGCUGAUAUUCCAUUAAUGAUCUGGCAUUUGGAACAAAUGUUUGGAUAUGUCAAUAUCAUCAAUGAUGACGAUGAGGAAUGGGAAUGUGAGAUUAUGGAAAUGGUGGAUAUUCUAAUUGAUAGAACUCAAUCGAGUGCAGGAUUGGUUGUGACUGUUGAAUGGAUAAAUGAUAAUCUAAUGGCUGAUUCUUUGGCAGAUAGUGUGAUUGCGAUAUUGUAUUCCAUAGAUUCUUCACCUGCUUCAGUUAAGAUUUCAAGUAGUCAACACCGCCACCACAAUCAUAAGGAAGCACAUUCUGAAACCGGGAUCGAGAGUAGGAUUAAAAGGAUAUCACUUAUUUUGAAAGCACAAUUUGGUGAUUCAUUACAAGAGUUGGAUAAUGCAAUGGCGACGAUUACUAUUGGGAAAAACGUGGCAAAAAUAGAUUAUAAUAAAUUGACGGUAGAAUGUGGAUCUAAAGUAUUGAAAGAUCGUAUAGAGAACAUUAUAAGAAGAGGAACUUCCUUAACUGCACCAUUAAGUAAAUAUCAAAAGGUGUAA